AUGUUAGUGGAUUUAAAUGUUGAAUGGCCACAAAAGUCCUUCAAAGAAUCGAUCAAACCAGAAGAUCUAGAACGUCUUAGAGCUACACUAUCUACUCUUUAUACCUUGGGUUAUACCCACACAGCGUUGAACUUUACAGUCAAUCACAGCGAUAAAUUUCCUAACAAUGUAAAGGAUAUGAAUCCCAUGAAUAUUCAAGAGUUGUUUGGUGAUUUCAUGAAGGAAACUGGGAUGAAAAUUUAUUCAAGAAUCACUCUAGUCAUCGAUGAUCCAUCAAAUGGUCAAUCUUUAUCUAAAAUUUCCCAAGCGUUCGAUAUUAUUGCAGCAUUACCGAUUAGUGAACGUGGAUUAACUUUAGCCACUACUAAUCUUGAAAUUGAUUUAUUGACAUUCAACUACGGCCAACGAUUACCAACUUUCCUGAAACAUAAAAGUAUUUGCAGUUGCGUCAAUAGAGGGGUGAAAGUGGAGGUUGUAUAUUCUCACGCGUUAAGGGACAUUCAAUCAAGAAGGCAAUAUGUGCAAAAUGUUAGAAGUGUUAUAAGAAGUUCAAGAUCAAGAGGGAUUGUGAUUAGCAGUGGUGCUCAGAAUUCUCUAGAAUGUAGAAACAUCCUUGGUGUUUCCAGCUUGAUUAAAUUGCUUGGUUUAGAGAGCGAUAAAUGUACCAAAGCUAUGGGUCAACUAGCGUCACUGGUCUUACUUAAUGGACGAUUAAGAAAUAAAAGUUAUAAGCAAACAGUUGCUAUUGGAGGCGGUGACUCAGAUGUCGUCAAUGAUUUGGAAGGUAUAGAUGACAAUAAGAAUAUCAAAAUCGUAAAAAGAUCUCUAUCUCCUGCUGAAGACAAAUCAGGUAAAAAAAGGAAAUUAUAA
Molecule: messenger RNA, 870 nt
Organism: Naumovozyma dairenensis CBS 421
Lineage: Eukaryota; Fungi; Ascomycota; Saccharomycetes; Saccharomycetales; Saccharomycetaceae
Gene: RPP1
Product: RNA-binding RNA processing protein RPP1
Exons: 1
Coding region: 1-870 (289 amino acids)
Biological process (GO): tRNA processing
Cellular component (GO): nucleolar ribonuclease P complex
Molecular function (GO): RNA binding
Source: RefSeq, a predicted model, not a curated record